This is a messenger RNA of Botrytis byssoidea, 405 nucleotides long. RefSeq lists its product as uncharacterized. The coding region runs from base 1 to 405 and encodes 134 amino acids. NCBI's taxonomy places the organism in Eukaryota, Fungi, Ascomycota, Leotiomycetes, Helotiales, Sclerotiniaceae. The transcript has 4 exons. The record is from RefSeq and is a predicted model, not a curated record.
AUGGUCUAUAGUUCUACAUGUGCGGCAAUAAUCCCCACAACUCCACCUCUCUUCAUCUACACCAAUAGCACGCUCAGAUUCGAAUUCGACUUCAACAGUAGAUUUACCGGUAACCCAUUCAUCCGCGACAACACAUCUCAACUAUCGAGAACCUCCAACUUUGCACCAAAUUAUCAGAACCUCUCAUCUAUGUCACACGAAUCACCUUGUUCCAGUCGAAUAAAUGACCUGGUGUCUAGCAAAGAACGCGGAAUAGCAGUCAACAAGACAAACGGACUUCAGGCGUACAAGAAAUAUCAAAUGAGGAUGAGACAACAAGGUAAGGCGGAAGAACAGGAAAAAAACGUAUGGGGUGGAAGCAUAACGAGAGAGCGGGGUCACUUUGGAUAUUGGACAUCAAACUAG